CGCACGAGAUGGCGCCAGCGGAGGCGGCGCGGCGAGCUCGUUGAGCGAUCGUCGGCGGCGGCACGAGCAGCAGCAGCAGCAGCAGGCAGCAGCCACCGCCGCCGUCGCCGCCAGCGCUGCUCUCAGCAAGGGCCGGCGCAAGAGCCACAGAGCUGCGUGGCUGUCCGUAGCGGGAGGGCGACGCUGUUACGUCAGUAGUUGGUGCGCAUCGUACUUAUACAAGCCUUUCCGCGCAGAGUGAUCUCUUCCUGAGGGAGUCAUCAUGGCGGACAGAGGAAAGGACGACCAGUAUGGACGAAGCGACAGCUACCGGGUUGCAGUUAACCCGAGGGUUCCAGAUGACGGCCGGACACCAGACGGGCGGCCUAGGGCUCGGCGGAAGGCAACAAAGAAGGAACAGGACUUGGAUGACCUCAAGCAGGAAGUGCACAUGGAUGAGCACAAAAUCCCAAUCGAAGAACUUUACGCACGACUUGGCACAAAUCCAGCCACAGGCCUCACAUCACAACAAGCUAGGGAAAUUCUUGAAAGGGAUGGCCCAAACUCUUUAACGCCCCCUAAGAAAACGCCAGAAUGGGUUAAAUUCUGUAAGAACCUCUUUGGAGGUUUCUCCUUACUACUGUGGAUCGGCGCGGCACUCUGCUUCAUCGCGUAUUCCAUCCAGGCAGGCACGUUCGAGGAACCGCCCGACGAUAAUUUGUACUUGGGCGCAGUAUUGGCCAUUGUAGUUAUUGUGACAGGUUGUUUCUCCUACUAUCAAGAAGCCAGGAGUUCAAAAAUUAUGGAGUCUUUCAAGAAUAUGGUCCCACAGUAUGCCGUCGUGAUCCGCGAUGGACAGAAGUUGCAUCUUCCUGCUGAGGAGGUGGUGGUGGGAGACGUAUGUGAAGUAAAAGGUGGUGACCGUAUUCCUGCUGACUUGCGGGUCAUCCAAGGACAAGGCUUCAAAGUGGACAAUUCGUCCUUGACCGGAGAGUCUGAGCCCCAGACGCGCUCGGGAGAGCUUACGAACGAAAAUCCGCUGGAAACGAGGAACUUGGCAUUCUUUUCCACCAACUGUGUUGAAGGUACGGGUAUGGGCGUGGUCAUAAACACUGGUGACCGGACUGUUAUGGGCCGAAUUGCGAACCUGGCCUCUGGCCUUGAGAUGGGCGAGACGCCCAUUGCCAGGGAGAUUGCCCACUUCAUCCACCUCAUCACUGGAGUGGCAGUGUUCCUGGGAGUAACCUUCUUCGUGAUUGCCUUCAUCUUGGGCUACCACUGGCUAGAUGCCGUCAUCUUCCUUAUUGGCAUCAUUGUGGCCAAUGUGCCCGAAGGUCUCCUGGCCACUGUCACCGUGUGUCUCACCCUUACUGCCAAGCGAAUGGCCGCCAAAAACUGCCUCGUGAAGAACUUGGAAGCAGUAGAGACCCUUGGGUCUACCUCAACCAUCUGCUCCGACAAGACUGGCACCCUGACACAGAAUCGAAUGACUGUUGCCCACAUGUGGUUCGACAACCAGAUCAUUGAAGCUGACACCACAGAAGAUCAAUCCGGAGUUCAGUACGACAGGACCUCUGCUGAAUGGAAAGCUCUUGCCCGCAACUGCUGCCUCUGCAGCAGGGCAGAGUUCAAGGCAGGCCAGGAGAAUGUCCCGAUCCUUAAGAGAGAGUGUGCAGGUGAUGCUUCGGAGUCUGCCAUUCUCAAAUGCAUGGAGCUUGCCAUAGGCAACGUGGCUGCCUACAGACAGCGUAACCCUAAGGUCUGCGAGAUCCCCUUCAAUUCCACCAACAAGUACCACGUAACUGUGCAUGAGACUGAAGAACCUGAUGACCCGAGCUACAUCCUGUUGAUGAAGGGCGCCCCUGAGCGCAUUCUCGACCGCUGCUCCACCAUCUUCAUCGGUGGAAAGGAGAAAGUACUCGACGAUGAGAUGAAGGAAGCCUUUAACAACGCCUAUUUGGAACUGGGAGGCCUUGGAGAGCGUGUCAUUGGCUUCUGUGACUACAAGCUGCCGACAGACAAGUACCCGCCAGGAUAUCCGUUUGAUGCCGAUGAACAGAACUUCCCUCUCACUGGACUUCGUUUUCUUGGUCUCAUCUCCAUGAUUGACCCGCCACGUGCUGCUGUGCCUGAUGCUGUUGCCAAAUGCCGGAGUGCCGGCAUCAAGGUUAUCAUGGUGACUGGUGACCACCCGAUCACUGCCAAAGCCAUCGCCAAGGCUGUUGGAAUCAUUUCCGAGGGUAAUGAAACCGUGGAGGAUAUUGCGCAGCGACUGAAUGUGCCCGUUGAGGAAGUAAACCCACGGGACGCCAAGGCGGCUGUAAUCCACGGCUCGGAACUGAGAGACAUCAGCCCUGAACAGUUGGACGACAUUCUGCGCCACCACACCGAAAUAGUCUUCGCCCGAACCUCGCCCCAGCAGAAGCUCAUCAUUGUGGAGGGAUGCCAACGGCUGGGAGCCAUUGUGGCCGUGACUGGGGAUGGCGUUAACGACUCGCCUGCCCUCAAGAAGGCCGACAUUGGUGUCGCCAUGGGUAUAUCUGGGAGUGACGUGAGUAAGCAGGCAGCAGACAUGAUCCUUUUGGACGACAACUUUGCCUCCAUUGUCACCGGUGUUGAAGAAGGUCGCCUGAUCUUUGACAACCUGAAGAAGUCCAUUGCAUACACUCUUACCAGUAAUAUUCCUGAAAUCAGUCCUUUCCUGUUGUUCAUCUUGGCUGAUGUGCCCUUGCCUUUGGGAACCGUAACCAUCCUGUGCAUUGACUUGGGAACAGACAUGGUGCCUGCCAUUUCCCUUGCAUAUGAGAUGGCAGAGAGUGACAUUAUGAAGCGUCAGCCCCGUGACCCGGCUAAGGACAAACUUGUGAACGAAAGGCUGAUCUCUAUCUCGUACGGUCAGAUCGGAAUGAUGCAAGCCGCAGCUGGAUUUUUCGUUUACUUCGUGAUCAUGGGCGAAAAUGGCUUCUGGCCAAGCAAACUGCUUGGUAUACGCAAGCACUGGGAUUCCAAAGCAGUCAACGACCUCAUGGACUCAUACGGCCAAGAAUGGACAUACAAGAACCGCAAGACCCUGGAAUAUACCUGCCACACAGCAUUCUUUGUGUCUAUCGUUAUUGUGCAAUGGGCUGACUUGAUCAUCUGUAAGACAAGGAGGAACUCUAUUGUCCACCAAGGAAUGAAAAACCAUGUCUUGAACUUUGGAUUAGUUUUUGAGACUGCCUUAGCUGCAUUCCUCUCGUACUGCCCAGGCAUGGACAAAGGUCUCAGGAUGUACCCGCUGAAAAUCAACUGGUGGUUACCCGCACUGCCAUUUUCCCUCCUGAUCUUCGUGUACGACGAGAUCCGUCGCUACAUUUUGCGCCGCAACCCAGGAGGAUGGAUCGAGAUGGAGACCUACUACUGAACAUUGCCCACGCAUAGUCUUCUUAUCUCUCUCUCUUCAACAGACCUUCUUCGUUUCACACUUUAUAUUUUUUUUUUCAACGAACCUUCGUUUUACCAUCGCAUUUUUUCUUUUGAGAAAAACAAACGAAAGUGGGGUGGGGGGCUGCCCUGCCCCCUCCCUUCCUGGUAUGGAUGAGGAAAAAAAACUAUGUACCAAGCCAACCAACAAAAGCUGGCACAAGCGCGGCACACUUUUCGCGUUAGUAGCCUUAGUGUUGUUGUUGCUAGAAGGCGAGAAGGAGAGAGAGAGGGGAGGAGGGAAGUAUUUGCUGCACCUUCGUAGUUUGAGACGCUUGGGGGAAGCUGCUGCGGGAAGGAGGGAUAGAGAGAUAGAAGGAACUGAAUGAAAAAGGGAGGGAAGGAAAAAGGAAAAGGAACUGCGCCGAGGCACAAGUGCUGUGUGCGGUAGCUGCAGACGAAGUGCGGGGAGGACCGAAACUGCAGCUGUCUCCACACCACUGCACAUGGAGGAAGGGAAGAUGGGAGGCGUAGAAACCGGCCACAUGCCAUGGCCAUCCUCGGCCGCGCUUCAAAGAUCGGCGCACAAGGAAGUGCCCCUUUUCGGUCGUCUCGUCGAGACCGCCACCACUUGCUGCAGUAACUGCCACCUCCCGACCGACUGCCGCCGCGCCCUGUUCAACGAUCACCAGAAGAGAAGGUUGGGGGAGAGGUGUAGGGGAGAGAACACUGCACCGAGCGCGUCCAACCUUUUCCAUUCUUCCUUUUUCCUCCCUUUUAACCGCUGCCAGUCCCUUACUUCACCACAACUGUUCCCACCAGCCUUUUCUUUCUUUCUUCGGUGUCUCAUCUCUGUCUGAAACUAGUGUCUCACAACGGAGAGUGCUUUUCUUUAUUUUUUGGUGUAGAUACUGUUUUUUCCUCAUGAUAUCACUACUAUAAUUAUUUCAAUCGUUUUCUCUUGCCUUUUCCUUUUUCUUUGCUGACGGGUGUGUAACGUACCAGUGCUCUUAUUACUGCUACUACUACUGCAUCAUCCCAUUAUCAGGUUUUUUUUUUUUUUUCUUCCUUUUCCUCUUUGUGUGUCGUGUACCAUACAAAUUUUACCCUGCCCUCACAUUGUUUGUUGUUUCUUUUCUUGUGGGGUAUUUGCAUGAAGUGGUCGGUACAAGAGAAAAUAAAGGUUACAUAAAGGCAAGAUAAAAUGGACAACUGAGGGAAGAAAAAAUAGCUUUGCUUUCGCUUGAGGCAAGCUGUUUUGGAGGAAAAAGGGGGGAGAGGGUUUGGGUGUAUUGUUUCGUUUUAGAGAGCUUUUGAGCAUGGUGUUCUUAGUUGCAAAGUUGCAUCCGCAAUUACCGCAGCAGGAACCCUAAACGUAAAUACUAGCGAGCGAGUUCACAUGCAAGUCGGGGUGAACAUUCCACAUUUGCCUCUCCCAGUUUGUUUUUUGUUGUUCAAUGUUUUGCUGCCACUCCCCGAGCCACUUUCCCUUUCCCAUCACACCUCUUUCCUCCUUUCCCACUGCCAUUCUUUGGUCCCUUGCCACCGCUCAUCACCUUGAGAUGCUUACAAAAGAGAACCUCCGCACACAGGUAUAUACACGCAACCAACCAAUGUGUGUUAGUUCUCUAACGUGCUCUUAUCUUUUCUUUUGCUGCUACUUGAAACAUGCAGUCUUUUAUUUCUUUUUUGCAUUACAGCGUUUUAUCUCUGUUUUCUUAGAGUUGUGAGAAUGUUUCUUUCUUGAAAUUUCGUUCACAAGGUGAAGUAGUUUGUUGGCCUAAGGAAGAGAUAGGAGAAGGCUAAUUCGUCCUCCUGUGUCGUAGGAGAGAGUCACACCAGAUCAGAGACAACAAUGAUGUUGUUCAUGACCGGUACCCGGUGCAGCUAGGUAAAGAAAAAAAAAAUCCUUCGACAUUUUGGUAGCGUGUAUUGUAGAGAAUUCAUACAACUCUAGGUAUAAAUGGUGAGAGACAUAGAAACACAUGCCACCAUCAAGGUUAUUGUUGCUAUUGCUAACCGUUACGCCUUUCCCCUUUUCUCUUUGCUGCUUGUUUAUGUUUGCUCUGUGUGAUGCGGCAGGUUGUGUAACAGGUAGAUUGUACCAUUCUGAGCAGAGUUUUUUGUCUGGGAAAGAUUGUCUAUGAUGGCCACGCCUGGUCUCUUGUUGGUUUCUCGUUACGUACAUGUACUAUUGCAUUUCACUAGUGUAACGCUUAUUUUUUUCUGCUUGUGCUUUGUCAUAGUUUCCAUUUAAAUGGCAAAAAAAAAAAAGAUACAUUGUUUCUUGCACACUCUGAAGCAAGGGCAGAAUUGGUGAGCCACGCGUGUUGAGGCUUCAGGGAUUACUUUUCUCGGCCAGUUUGUGCAUAGCACUUUGGACUGUUCUGCUGCUCUAUUGAGGUAAUUGGCCCGGAAGCCUGGUUUCCUUCAUGAGUCUUAAUGUUUGUUUCACCCGGAGAUUGGCUUGGCGCUGAAAUUUGAUUGAAAUGAAAAAAAAAUAAAGGAAAUGGAGAAGGGGUGCAAUGUCCAGGAGUGGCCUCCGUAUGUGGGAAGAAGUCUAGGUCACUGCAAUUCGCAUGUAGUGCUUCCUUUUCUUCAUUAUGCCGAGCAUCUUUAUAUGCUUUGCCACAACUCCUUUUUUUUUUUUUUGCUCCCUUUUAGUGUUGUGCUACAUCUUAGGUGCAUCACGUCCUUGUAAAAUUUUUUUUAAUGUAGUUUUGUUUAAUCCAAAGCAAGCACUGUGCUUGUUCGGCCUCGCAUGUAAACAGCAAGAAAACAACUGAGGUGUCUUGAACAUCAAAACGAGUAUCAAGGAUGCAGUUUACAAGACAGACUUCCGUUUCAAUUCGGCCAGCGUAGUCCAACUUGCAUGUGUUGUGUGGCGAAUUGAUAUGCGGCGUCGGCUGUGCAUUCAGUUCUUUGUUGGUUUGGUAUCACUUACGCAUUUGUUUCUGUUGCCCCCAUUGUCUUUGCACGAGGCAUCUCUUUUAGUGGGAGUUUUCCUGUGCCGCGCGUACCACCAUUUCACAAUGAAGUUGUAUAGAAUUAAGAAAUAUUGCUCUAUAGAAAGCUGUAAAGAAACACAUGCUAUAUAUUAUACAUAACAUAUAAAUACGUACCAAUUGCAUUUUUUUUUUUACUGUCAUAUAACUUGCCACAUGAAAGCCUUUUUUUUUCCUUUUUUUUCCUUCUUGCGUUCUCGUUUUUGCAUUUGAUGGGGCGAAGGAAAACAGCAGGUGCAGAUAGGGAAACUUCCUUUGUUUGCUCUGCGUGUGCAAUGAAAUGAUGAUGGUACAAAGAAAAAAAAUUUGUGCGAGGACGGAAUAUUUUUACGGACACUUAUAUCUAGCACGCAUUUUUAUUGUAUGGAGAAGUGGAGUAGCUGGUUCGAGGAAUAAAACGAAAUGAAAUGUU
This is a messenger RNA of Dermacentor andersoni, 6798 nucleotides long. RefSeq names its product sodium/potassium-transporting ATPase subunit alpha (gene Atpalpha). The record is from RefSeq and is a predicted model, not a curated record. Gene Ontology annotation, molecular function: ATP hydrolysis activity; ATP binding; P-type sodium:potassium-exchanging transporter activity. NCBI's taxonomy places the organism in Eukaryota, Metazoa, Arthropoda, Arachnida, Ixodida, Ixodidae. Gene Ontology annotation, biological process: intracellular potassium ion homeostasis; sodium ion export across plasma membrane; proton transmembrane transport. Gene Ontology annotation, cellular component: plasma membrane.